AUGGCGACCGAGCAAUCCACACAUGCUGGCUCCCCGGCAUGUCUUGGAAUCAUGGAGGACAUCAACUCCUCCGUAAAGGCGACACCUGGCGAGAACUUGGAGGGAGUGGCACAGUCCUCCUCAGCGAGCGUGGCAUCCAAUAACAGCUGCGAGAUGACACCGUGUCCUUCCGAAAGCCAGAGUGAGCAGACACCCGAUGAGAGCUGUGGCACAACAGCACCGUCCUCUCCAGCAGGAGAAACUGAGGAGGCACUAGGUGAAGACUUCCGGGCCCGUCUCAGCAAAGUGUCACUGCAAGACAACGAACUAGAUCCUCGUCCCUCCCAGUCAACCGGUCUCCCAAAGGUCGAUAAGCCCCAGGCCGGGACAAAUCGCCUCCCAUUUGGCAUCAUGAUCGAGAUGUUGAGUCCUCCCCACAUCGUGACCAUCGGCCGUGCGAUUCGAACAACGGCCGUUGAGUUGCUUUUGGAACAGGAUUACUUCAGAUCCCUUUCUCGGGAACAUCUCUGGAUGAGUGUCGGACUGCGUGACUUGAAUACCGGAGCAGUUGUCGACGAGUCUUUGAAGGGCCACAAGUUCUUCCCGGGUAACCCUCCUGUCGCAGGACUCAGUGAAAACGGGAUACGCGUCCUAAAGUUUGUAUUCAACGCUCAUUCGAUGCGGGUGAAGCAAUAUGGCAGCUAUCGCUUAUUCUAUAGCGUUAACUUCCGCGAUCCCCGGGGCUGCAAUGGGUCCAUGACUCUACAAAGCUCGGGCUUUGUCAUCAAGGAUUGCCCAGAUUUCACAUGCGAGCAGAUGGAGUUCAUUGACGAGCAAGAGCGGCAAGGCCACCUGAGACUUCGCCAAGAUGGAGGUAUCGACGUCCUCGUCGCUCGUUCGGGCUAG
Messenger RNA from Diaporthe citri, 885 nucleotides. RefSeq lists its product as uncharacterized. The record is from RefSeq and is a predicted model, not a curated record. Bases 1 to 885 code for a protein of 294 amino acids. Lineage: Eukaryota; Fungi; Ascomycota; Sordariomycetes; Diaporthales; Diaporthaceae. The transcript has 3 exons.